Lachnellula hyalina is the source of this 1185-nucleotide messenger RNA. Its product is annotated as Taurine hydroxylase-like protein. Gene Ontology annotation, molecular function: oxidoreductase activity. Lineage: Eukaryota; Fungi; Ascomycota; Leotiomycetes; Helotiales; Lachnaceae. The transcript is spliced from 4 exons. The record is from RefSeq and is a predicted model, not a curated record. The coding region runs from base 1 to 1185 and encodes 394 amino acids.
AUGGCUCUCACGCAAAGACAGCCAGACAUAUCUUACCACCCCGACUUUGAGAAAUACCAAUUGCGUACCGAGCGACUUCAGCCCCAACGACCGGUCAAUCCCAGCCUUCCAAUUGGAUUUCCCGCACAGCUUACUGGGGCCUUGGUCUGGGAGGGAAAGGAUUUCACUGAUGAAAAUCAGUGGACAUUGUCUCUGACCGACUCUCAACUUCAGGAAAUCCACGAAGCACUAUUACAGUUCAAAAGUCAAGGCAAACCUAUUGGCUAUGUCAACCAAGAUACUUUCCUUUUGCCGGAACUUGGUCCAAUACUCCGCCAGGAAGCUCGAGCAUUACAAGCCGGUCCGGGAUUCUUCGUUCUUAGAGGUCUUCUGGUAGACAGGUAUAGCAGGGAAGAGAACAUCAUCAUCUAUGCCGGUGUAUCUUCAUACAUUGGGAGUAUCCGAGGCCGUCAAGGUAGAGCGACUGUAGACGGAGUAUCGAAAUCCACCAUGCUUAACCACAUUAAAGACCUUAGCCAGACAGCAGUGGCAAAGAAUAUUGGAGCACCAGCAUAUACGACCGACAAGCAAGUGUUCCACACGGAUGCGGGAGACAUUGUCUCAUUAUUCUCCCUCAAUACGGCUGCUCAAGGUGGUGAAAGCAAGCUUGCAAGCAGCUGGAGGGUUUACAACGAAAUUGCAAGGACUAGACCAGAUGUUAUCAAGACUCUGGCCGAAGAUUGGGCCUUUGACGGGCAAGUUAGAGUACAAAUAACAGAAAUAGAUUUGGAGCUGAUUUUUGUAGCUACGGUAAUGCCGAAAAACCUUCAAUAUGCUCGUCGUGGGUUUACAGGAUUUUUGCAUCUCCCGAGAAGCAAAGACAUUCCCCCGAUCACUGAAGCGCAAGCCGAGGCUCUGGAUGCACUUCACUUCCUGGCGGAGAAGUUCAGUUUGACACUCGACUUUCAGAAGGGAGACGUGCAAUAUGUUAACAACUUGAGUAUUUUCCAUGCUAGGGAUGCUUUUGUGGACACCCCUGGACAGGAGAGACAUUUACUUCGACUAUGGCUGAGAGAUCCCGAGCUGGCAUGGGAGACUCCAGCUGCAUUACAGCCGCGGUGGGAUGAGUUAUACAAAGACAUAACGGAGGAUGAUCAAGUGUUUCCUCUUGAGCCGUACAUUCGAGAAGGCGCUGGUAAGGCUUAA